AUGGGUGUUGUGAAACUUAUAAUUGAACAGAAUAAUAUAAAGCGUUUAAACCAGUAUAAUAGUGUGCUUGAUUUUUUAUUGUCAUUAUACAAGCUUACUAGUUUUAAGUAUAGCUUACCAAAUUUCCAAAUAAAUAAUGAUACCCUAAAAAAAAAUGCUGAUAAUAUUUUUGUAAACCGAACUAAUGAAUAUUUAAAAAAGUUAUUCGAAUCAAUUUCUACGCUAUAUUGGAAAGGAAGAAAAUGGAAAGGUACAUAUUGGCCAAGUAAAUGGAAGUGGUAUCAUCGGCACGGGUACUGGGCAACGCGGAAAAAACUUCUCUCUUUUGACAAAUAUAGGCCAUACCGAUAUCAUGAGGUUAAGGGGUACGGAAAGCCAAAACUAAAAGAUUGGCAAGAUUUUUCGUAUUAUAGACCUUUAAAACAAACAACAAAGUUUUGGUGA
Messenger RNA from Plasmodium vinckei vinckei, 444 nucleotides. RefSeq names its product conserved Plasmodium protein, unknown function. Lineage: Eukaryota; Apicomplexa; Aconoidasida; Haemosporida; Plasmodiidae. The record is from RefSeq and is a predicted model, not a curated record. The transcript is spliced from 3 exons. Bases 1 to 444 code for a protein of 147 amino acids.